Messenger RNA from Oncorhynchus masou masou (cherry salmon), 6995 nucleotides. Its product is annotated as PH domain leucine-rich repeat protein phosphatase 1-like. The coding region runs from base 361 to 5979 and encodes 1872 amino acids. The transcript is spliced from 17 exons. The record is from RefSeq and is a predicted model, not a curated record. Gene Ontology annotation, molecular function: protein binding. NCBI's taxonomy places the organism in Eukaryota, Metazoa, Chordata, Actinopteri, Salmoniformes, Salmonidae.
CAAAUCUUCAAAUCCCGCCAGCUUCAUCAAAUGCUUCACAUAUCUAAUGUGCUUGACUGGCUGGUUUCAUACCGCAGCAAAACAUCCUCUAUAAUGGCGGUAUCGAUAGCAACCGAGCGGCAUUGACCGGCGAUUUCACCAGCAGCCAGCAAAAGAAAACAAAUUGCACGGCCUGGCUAGCUCUCUUGCUUUCUCCGUUGCUAGCUGGAAAACGCAAGUGGAAUAAUGUAUGUAACGAAUAAACUGCAAGGGUACCUGCCGGAACUAACGUUAGCUAACUAGCUUUAUUUAUUUGGAGUUCGUAGUGGUUGUUGCUACUGUUAGCUUGCUUGCUAACGUUAGCGCAUUCACUUGCGGAAAAUGGAAAGUGUGCGGAUAGUGGCUGGGGAGAGGAGCCGAUUGGAGGUGGAUUCCCUGUCAACGUCAGUCGGAAUAUUAGACUCGGAAAUUGGACAAAUAAGAACUGGCAGCAAGUUUUUAAAGGCCAGUGGUGGUGCACUCUUCCCCGCUGGAAAAAUAACUGCGACGGGGGAAGAUGAUGGCGGGGGCGGGGAGACAAAACUCUUGGGACUUGCUACCACCUCCCUACUUCACAUAGCGAUACGGAACGGGAUUUACCAAAACCAGGCUGCUAACGCCACCAGUAGUGCUGCCAAUCUCAACAUGACCACCGGUAAAACACCCAACAUCUACAGCCUGGUAUCGGUCAGCAGCACCAGCGUGAACUCGUUGUUGACCAGGAGACGGCGGCACAAGAGGAACCUCUCGGCCGCAGCUUCGACAACCUCAAGCCCACCCGCAGUCUCCUCCGUUGGGGGAGUGAGACCCACACUGUCCGCAUCGUCUGUCAACAACACACUGAGCCUGGAUAGAAAGACCUUGCUUCGCCAGAAGCAGGCGAAACAGCUCCAGCCCAACGACAAGGCGUGGGUCCGAGCUGACCUCCAGCAGGGUUGUAUCCACGUCCAUGACCGACUCACGCCCUCCUACCCCCGGGCGGUACUAUGCACCGUGGACACCACCGCUGGGGAGAUAGCGGCUCGUCUGGGGCAGCUUGGAGGUAAAUGUGGAGGGAUACUAAGAAUGACUCGCAAAACAAGUGCUUAUGUUGACCUGAACGGUAACUGCAAUGGUAGCCAUGGGCAUAUUGACUACCAACUUGGUGUGAAUAAAAGUAACAACGUGAAGACCUCCUACUCAGGGUCAGAGGAGAACCAACCAGUCUCUCCAAUCAAGCGGCUUCAUAGCAAUAACAACCAUGCUCAAUAUUACCUGGAUACAAAUAUAUUACUUUCGGACUACAAGAUACCAAGCACCUCUUCCUCUGAGGUUUAUCUAAAUGACAGUGAGGGUGCAGACAUGGGCCUGAGUGGGGCCGACAGUUGUGGACUGUACUCAGGCUCAGACAUGGAGAGUAGCACCUUUGAUGAUUUGAGCCCCGGUGGUCCGCGGCCCAGCCAACACCGGAACUCCCUCAGUGAUGCUGCUGUCCUUGGGACAAACUCCUCAGUGCUCAGCCCAAACUUAGAUUCUGCCACGGAGGAAUUGGACCCGUUUGGGAGUUCCUCAGACGAGGUUGAGCUUGACCCUUCCCCGACACACACAGCCAGCAUCCCCACUGUCACUCAGCAACAGACCCUGGAGGGGGAAUCCAUGCACGUCCCCUCAAGUGAUGCCUGCAAAGCUCCUGACAACAGGCUAUCAAAGUCAAAUCAACUGGAAGACAAAAACGCUGCUGAUGAAGGUGGAAAAACAGGUAGCACUGGAGGAGAACCCAGACUGAUCAAUCCCCUGUCAAGCUGUGGCAGUAACUCACUGGCCCUACCUCUGACUGGCAGAGCAGCGGCUGAGCGUGACCUGGUCGUUUCAGGGGAGCUGAGAGGGGUCCCGGGCCCAGAGAAAGCCUCCCCAGCACCGGCCCUCUUCACCCAGCUGCACGGUGGAGCUAUGAGGAGGCUGGAGGAUGAUGAGAAGCCUCUGCAGAUGCAGAAUGAGUACCUCUCUAAUCUGGGCUAUGGAGACCCGUGGCGGGUACAGGAAGAGGGUAUGGACCCAGAAAUAGGCUGUCUCAUACGCUUCUACGCAGGUAAGCCGCAGUGUGUAGGUGGAGCAGACCGGGUGCAGCUGAUGGGUGUGUUUAAUGUGAGGAAGGGGAAGCUGGCCCUUCCUGUCAACCGGUGGUCUCGACGACACGUCACCCUGAGUGGCACCUGUCUCAUCGUCUCUUCCGUCAAAUCCGCUCACACCGGCAAGAUGCACAUCCUGCCCCUCAUCGGUGGAAAGGUGGAGGAGGUGAGGAGACACAGUCACUGUCUAGCCUUCAGUUCUUCUGGUCCCCAGAGUCAGACCUACUACAUCAGCUAUGACUCCUACACAGAACACCUCCGCUGGCACAGACAGGCUGCCAAGAUAGUGUCUCAGAGGGUGAGUUCUGUGGAUCUGUCAUGUUGCAGUCUGGAGGAGCUGCCAUCUCAGCUGUUCUACAGCCAGGACCUGACCCACCUCAACCUCAAACACAACUAUCUGACGGGCCUCACACAUCUCACCAGAUUCUGCAGGUUGAGGAGCCUCAAUCUCUCUAACAACGCUCUGUCUGACUUCCCUCUGGCCGUGUGUGACAUCACCUCCCUGACAGAGCUCAACCUCCAAGGCAACCUUCUGACCUCUCUGCCCUCAGCACUGGGGACCAUGCACAACCUGCAGACCCUGCUUCUGGACGGUAACUCUCUGAACUCCCUGCCUGCUGAGCUGGGCUCUCUGGAGGCCCUGACCUACCUGGGCCUGUCCUUCAACCUGUUCAGCAGCGUACCUCCAGCCCUGGAGAGGCUCAGGGGGGUGGAGAGGCUCUGUCUGGCUGGGAAUCAGCUCUCCUCCCUGGACAUGGUCGGCCUGCAGUGGCUCCCCCACCGACACAUAGAUCUCAGGUUGAACAGGCUCCAGAGGGUGGUGGUUGGGGAGGCUGGCCUGCUGAGCCACGUGGCCCAGUUAGAUGUGCGGGACGCUGGGUUGGAGGAGCUUGACGUCAGGACCCUAUCCAGGCUAGAGCUCCUACGCUGUGACAGAAACACACUCACACUCCUUAGAGUCAGCGGCCUAGCACUCAAGGGCCUGCACACAGCACAAAACGAGCUGAAAGCGCUGGAGGUGUUUCCUGUUCCAGAGAGCCUCACUGUUGUGGAUGUGUCCAGGAAUCAUCUGGACUGUGUGCCUGACUGGGUGUGUGAGAGCACCCGACUAGAGGUCCUAGACAUCAGCCACAACAACAUCAAAGAGCUACCCAUACGGUUAUUCUGCAGUGCUAGUCUUCGUAAAGUGCUGGUAGGAUGUAACAGUCUGCGUAGACUACCUGAGCGGCUGGAGAAAUCUCAGCUAGAGGUUCUAGAUGUACAACACAACCUGCUAACUGAGCUACCACACAACCUCUUCAUUAAGGCCCAGAGCUUGCGCUACCUGAACGCAUCAGCCAAUAAGCUGGAGUGCCUCCCUCCAGCCAGCCUAUCAGAGGAGGGCUUCAGCAGCCUGCAGGAGCUGUAUCUGACCAAUAACAGCCUGACGGACAAGAGUGUCCCUCUGCUGACUGGUCAUGCCCACCUCAGGGUGCUGCACCUGGCCUACAACCAGCUACAGACCUUCCCAGCCAGUAAGAUGGCUCGGUUGGAGCAGCUGGAGGAACUGGACCUCAGUGGGAACAGGCUGAGAGCGGUGCCCACCACCAUCCUGAGCUGCAGGCACAUGCACACACUCUCUGCCCACUCCAACAACAUCACUGUCUUCCCUGAGGUCCUCCAGCUUCAAGACAUGAAGUGUGUGGAUCUGAGCUGUAAUGAGUUGUGUGAGGUAGUCCUCCCAGAGUCUCUGCCUGCUAAACUACAGGAGCUAGACCUGACAGGCAACCCUCGCCUCAACCUGGACCACCGGAGCCUCGAACUGCUCAAUAACAUUAGGUGUUUCCGUGUGGACCCAUCUCCCUCCUCUUUGUGUGGCAGUGAGGGGCCCGGGGAGCCUGCAGUCUGGAGCCACGGAUACACAGAGGCCUCUGGCGUCAACAACAAGCUGUGUGUAGCAGCCCUGGCGUUGGACAGUUUCCGUGGAAGCAGGGAGGCUCUGUACGGGGUGUUUGACGGAGACCGGAACGUUGAGGUGCCCUACCUGCUGCAAUGCACCAUGGGAGACGUGCUAGCCGAGGAACUGCACAAGAGCAAGAACCAAGAGGACUAUAUGACCAACACCUUCCUCACCAUGCAGAGGAAGUUGGGCACGGCAGGACAGAGGCUGGGAGGGUCCGCGGCCCUCUGCCACAUCCGUCAUGGCCUCGUUGCCCCAAGCGACCGUGGCGGCGGGGGCUGUUUCACGGUGACAGCGGCUAACGUGGGAAGGUGUCAAGCAGUUCUGUGUCGUGAUGGCAAGGCCCUCCCUCUCUCCACCACACACACCGUCAGACAGCAGUCAGAGUACCAAAGAGCACGCCAACACCAUGCUAUCAUCACUGAGGACAACAAAGUGAACGGAGUGACGGACUCCACCAGGAUCAUGGGCUACUCCUUCCUGUGUCCCGCCGUGACCCCACGACCCCACGUCUCCACGGUAACCCUCACCCCGCAGGAUGAGUUCUUCAUCCUGGCCAGCCGGGGCUUGUGGGAUACCAUGUCCACCUUCGAGGCAGUGGAGGCAGUGCGUAACGUCCCAGACUCCCUAGCAGCAGCCAAGAAGCUGUGUACGCUGGCGCAGGGCUACGGCUGUCCUGACAGUCUGUGUGCUGUGGUGGUGCAGCUGAGUAUCACUGAAGACUGCUGCUGCUGUGAGCCCCCACCACCCCCACCCAGCCCCGGCCUGGAAACCCAACACACCCACACUGCUGGUAACACACACCACCACCCCGGCUACGGCUCAGCAGAUGGAACUCCACCAUUACCGCCUCCGGCGAUGGGGACAGGAAGUGAGGUCAGCAGUGAGGUCAGCACGUCGGAGAUGAGUAGUGAGGUGGGGUCGACGGCGUCGUCGGACGAGCCAGCCAAUCAGACAGAGAAGGGCGUGGCCCUUGGGGGUCGCGGGGGGGUGCUGGGGCGGGGAGCGGGGGUGUAUGGAGGUGGAAGAGCAUCGUUCCAGAGGCAGUACUCCGGGGCUCUGUCUGACAAUGGGCUGGACAGUGAGGAUGAGGAGCCUAUAGCUGGGGUGUUCUCUAAUGGGAGCAGAGUGGAGGUGGAGGCUGACAUACACUGUCUGAGAGCACGGACCAGCUCUAUACCAAUACCCCACACACACCCUGACCCACACACCCACCUUGAGCCUGACCCACACACACACCCUGACCCACACCCUGACCCACAUGCCAGCCCUGACCCGCACACACACCCCAGCCCUGACCCGCACACACACCCCAACCCUGACCCCCACACACACCCUAACACCUCUGUCACACAGCAGCCUGAACCUUUACCUCUACCCUCCUGCCAGUCAGCCCCCACCCCACCCUCGUCCCCCCCUCAUCCGUUUCCUUACCGUCAGCCCAGCCCUGACCCUGUAGUAGAAGAGGAGCUGAGGGCUGUAGAGACAGACACUGUAACACCCAAACACACUGUUCAGGGACAGGAGGUGGGGCCUGGAGAGACUGGAGCAGGGUUGUGUGUGAUUGGUGGAGAGGCGCAGUUAGGUGCGGGCUCAGGCUCUAUCUCGGCCAGUAGGACUCUGGGUGGGACUCUGGGGCGUAAGGGGCGGGGUAACGGCUCGGUGGCGUGUCAGGGGCGGAGCCAGGAUGUGAUAGAGGAGGUGGGCGACGCUCCCGUCAGGAAGCAAGGAGGUUACUUCAACGCUCCGGCCCAACCGGACCCUGACGACAAGCUUGUCAUUCCUCCCGAGCUGGAGGAGGAGAUCCGGGAGAUCAUGAAACAACAACAGGAGCAGAGUCAGACACACCCCCAGGGCCACCAGACACACCCCCAGUCACCGCCUGCAGCAGAAUACUACGUCACACCCUUCUAGCUCACCAGACCGUUCUGUUACAACCCCUUCACAGCACAUUAGACCGCACAUGUGAAGAAUCCCUGCUACGCCGAUUUAUAGAAUGUCUGGAGAUGAGUUCCCGUAUGGGUGUGUCCCAAAUGACGCGCUGUUCAAUAUCCCAAUGAAUGGGAUCAGAGGUUGAGGAGUUACGGGGGAAACAUGCACAGUCCCUCCCGAAACACACCGACCCUCCUGAAGAUGCCUCAUACCUGCUAAUGGCCAGCAAUACUUGUUUUAUUCUGUUAUCAUUUUAUAUUCCUAACUAUAUGACCCCAGGAAAUACAAUGCAUUUUUAUAAACACAACACAGGCAUUAUUUACUUGCUUCACAAUGUUCAAGUUAAUUAAUUUUUUAUCAUAUUUUGUGAUGAAGGAAGGAAUUGAUUAAGCACUUUUUUUAUGCAGAGACUUUUAUUUGAACUAAUUAUAAAGCUGAAUGAUACAUUCUGCUAGACUGACUGAACUAUUAUUGCUAGAGAGCUGUUUUCUUUCUGCCAGCAAGGCAGCCUGACUGUGGCUCCCUCCCUAAUGGCACCCUGUUCCCUAUUGCAGAGCCCUGGUCAAAAGUAGUUCACUAUAUAGGGAAUUGGUUGCUAUUUGGGACACAGACUGUGUAUGGUUGCCUGUAGGCCUCUAAAGUAGACUGAUGCUGAGAGAGAAACUAAAUCCUAGGAGUUGCAUACUCUUAAGCGUGACCUAAUAAUUGACGUGUACUAAUCUUCUCUAAGAGAAAAUACUUGUUUUUAUUUCAGAAGAUUGUUGACACAGACAGAUGUCUGAGGAAAGGAGGGAGGGAGAGAUGGAUGGGGAGGCAUAGGUAGAAGUAUAAGGACUGGGGAGAACACUGGAAAGGGGGGGAUACUGGUAUUACGCAGCUCAAUGAAUGUGUGGGGCCUAUGUGAUCUAAUGAACUCACUUCAACAAAGGCAUUGUUCUAUCUAAGCUAAUCACACAGGAAAGCUACUUUUUCUAUAAUAAAUCUACAUUUUCAAAUAA